UGUGUUAUUGCACGCGCAGUGAGUGCCGCUGUCAUGUGAUAGCUGCUGCUGUUCCCACUCCGAGGCUCUGAGCGGCGAGCUGUUGUCAGAAGCGAACUUUAGUCUCUGAUCCCCUUUUAAUGAAGUCCAAAUAAACCCCAAGCCAAAUUGUAUGUUUGCUGGAGCCGACAAACACGGCUGCUUUUUGCGGGUUAACCGGGAAGCCGGAGUGUAGCGGACGCUGCCAUGGGCUGUUGUUACAGCAGCGACAACGAGACAGCAGACCAGGAUAAUGAACGCAAGCCGCUAAUAACCCACCCGAACCCUGUAAGCAAACCCCCAAAUGGUACAGACUGGAUCACUCCUACGGUCCCCUCAGCCCGAACAGAUGAACAGGCUCUCCUUACAUCCAUCCUCACCAAAACCGCACAGAACAUCAUCGAUGUGUCAGCAGCUGACUCUGUCAUGAUGGAGCAGCAUGAAUAUAUGGACAAAGCUCGGCAAUACAGUACAAAACUUGCUGUAUUGAGCAGCAGUAUGCCCCAGAAGAAAGCCUUGGCUCUCCCCUCCCUCACCAGCCAACCCCACCAAGUGCUCGCCAGUGACCUGGUGCCAUACUCGGAUGUUCAGCAGGUAUCCAAGAUAGCGGCGUAUGCCUACAGUGCAAUCUCUCAAAUCAAAGUGGAUGCUAAAGAAGAACUAGUGGUCCAGUUUGCCAUUCCUUAAUCCUACAACUCGAGCCUUUGUGUCGCUCUACCCAUCCUGUGUGUCUGUCCCUGUCACUCAUGCAUCCUCACCCUUCUCUAGCCUAACUAUUAAGUUGUUUUGCGCUUCUUGGCGAUGGCUCUAAAUGCAACGAAGCAACACAAUGAACAUAUUUUCACAGUGUACAAAAUGGUAGCUCAGUGAGAAGUUAGUCUGCCAUAUAAAACCAAUAGAUCAGUCAAUGCACAUUUACUAGGCUAUCCAUGCUUUACAACUUUAGCCACAAAAAAAUGUAAAGGCCAUUAAUGGGUCCUGCGAGCAAUUUUUUUUUUUUAAACAACCAGGAAAAUAUUUUUUGAUACCGACAUAAAGAGGAAUAUAACAUACAAAAGGUAACUUUUUUUCCUUUUUUUUUAAACAACCAUUAUUUUUUUUAUUUUUUUUUUUAAUCUACAUAAAGAGGAAUAUUACAUACAAUAAGUAACAAGUGUUAGUGAUAACCAUUUCCUCUUGAAUGUAUUUCUCCGUACAUUCAUUUGUGAGGGGAAAUGACUGGCCAGAUUUCUUUCCACUAGUGAGAAUGCAAUAUUUGUCACUGCCGAUAUAGAUUCUAUUCCCAUAAUGCUUGUAUAUCACUGGAGGCCUGAGGUCCUGGGAGGGUGUGUCUAUGCAGGGUGUAAGGGCAGAGGUGUAUUUUUUUUCUUUGCCUUUGUUCGGAAUUUUCUGGUAAAUUCUGGAGACAAGACAAGGUGUUUCUGUAGAAAGUUCACAGUUUGCUGCGAUUUAGGAUGAGGUCAACCGUUUUUAUGAAAACCAACAACACUUGAGGGCUUUGUCAGCUUUCAAAGUUUUCGCUGCCGAUUGUAAUGAGUGAUUUUGUCUGUAUUAAUCAAAAACUAACCAUUGUAGCAGUGUGGGAAGCGCAUUAAAAAUCCAUUGUACCACAAAAGAUCAAAGGAUUCAAGAGCUUUUUGAGAUUAUUUAUUUCAUGUCUUCAAACAUACCCUGUUUCACAGGAAGACGCAAAGAGCGGUGAGAUGCUCUAAAGGGAUCUCGUGUAGGGCUUAUAUAUUAGCCACACGUGCUGAGCUUUUUGCAAUGGGUUUUUGGCAUUUUUUCUUCCAGUUUUUGUUCUGUUUUUCUGAUAUGUAAUAGUACCUGAGAUAUAUUUGUAAUUAGGCAAGUACCCCAAAAAGUUGAACCUAUUUUUGUUUAUUAAUUAAAAACUUUCAACAGCUGUGUCUCAUGGA
Messenger RNA from Corythoichthys intestinalis (scribbled pipefish), 1934 nucleotides. RefSeq names its product late endosomal/lysosomal adaptor, MAPK and MTOR activator 1 (gene lamtor1). Bases 226 to 705 code for a protein of 159 amino acids. Gene Ontology annotation, biological process: cellular response to amino acid stimulus; regulation of receptor recycling; endosomal transport. The transcript is spliced from 5 exons. Gene Ontology annotation, molecular function: molecular adaptor activity; guanyl-nucleotide exchange factor activity. NCBI's taxonomy places the organism in Eukaryota, Metazoa, Chordata, Actinopteri, Syngnathiformes, Syngnathidae. Gene Ontology annotation, cellular component: Ragulator complex; lysosome; membrane raft. The record is from RefSeq and is a predicted model, not a curated record.